Messenger RNA from Mollisia scopiformis, 1344 nucleotides. RefSeq lists its product as uncharacterized. Gene Ontology annotation, molecular function: dioxygenase activity; zinc ion binding. Lineage: Eukaryota; Fungi; Ascomycota; Leotiomycetes; Helotiales; Mollisiaceae. Gene Ontology annotation, cellular component: nucleus. The coding region runs from base 1 to 1344 and encodes 447 amino acids. The transcript is spliced from 2 exons. Gene Ontology annotation, biological process: DNA alkylation repair; DNA repair. The record is from RefSeq and is a predicted model, not a curated record.
AUGGAUUCCUUCGUUUCCCGGAAGAAGAGAAAGCUCUCACCUCCUCCUCCAACCUCGACUAUCGAAGAUAUCAGUGCUUUGAGCGCCCCAGAUGACGAGUCUACGGAUUUCAAGCUGGCCCUUCUCUCGUCCUUACAUCCAUAUCUCGACCAGAAUGUUCUUAUGGAUAUGCUCUUAGCACAUGAUGGAUCUGUAGAGAAAGCAUCUGCCUCUCUCAACCCCUCGGAUUCGCCCCCAAGAAAGUCUUCCGGUGUGAUCGGUUACCAGAGCUCCCUGUCUGGCUUUGUCUCUCAGAAUAGUACAGAUGAAGGUUUGAACAAGAAAGCAAAACUACUUUCGAAGAAGGGCAAGACUUUACACCUAUACGACCCCGCAGAUGUGGCUGAACAUACACCUUGCUCGAUCAUCCACAAUUUCCUGCCGGCAGAAGACGCAAACGCCUUGCUCGAAGAGCUUCUCAAGGAAGUCCCAACCUACGAAAGAAUGACAUUCAAGCUGUUUGAUAACGUUGUCCAAAGUCCUCACACUGCUUCGUUUUAUGUUGACUCUUACGAGGAGCUGCAAAGGCAGAAGACAGAAUAUAUCUACAAUGGUGGACUCUUGACAGAUGUUCGUCAACUUACCCCACAAAUGCGCAAAGUCUCCCCUCAAGUCGAACAAGCAGUCAACUCCGAGAUUACGAAGCGAAUUACACGCUACCCUGAUGGCAAGAAACUCAAAUAUCAAUCGCCUGCGGUCUGGAAACCAAAUGCAGCAUUUGUCAACUGCUACGAUGGCGGAGGGGAAAGUGUUGGAUAUCACAGCGAUCAGCUUACGUACCUGGGACCACGAGCAAUCAUCGGGUCUAUAUCUUUGGGUGUAGCAAGGGAAUUUCGAGUUCGCCGCAUCAUACCACAAGAUGAAGAGAAGAAGGAGAAGUCCAAGGAAGACGGAGAUAUGGAGGGACAGAUAGCGAUUCAUCUUCCACAUAACUCCUUACUCGUCAUGCAUGCCGAAAUGCAGGAAGAAUGGAAGCAUAGCAUAGCGCCCGCACAAGCUAUUGAUCCACAUCCUAUCUCCGGCAAGAAGAGAAUCAACAUCACAUAUCGAGAUUAUAAAGCGAGUCUACACCCAAAAUAUACACCCAGGUGCAAGUGUGAUGUGCCGGGGGUAUUGAGAGUUGUUCAAAGAAAGAAGGAGAAUUGGGGCAAAUACUUCUGGAUGUGCCAUGCAGGUAAUGUUCCUGAUAAAGAUGGAUGCACUUUCUUCAAAUGGGCAAAAUUCAGCGAUGAUGGGCUUCCUAUAUGGGAUGAUUCAGACCAAGCCAAGGCUGGUCCUCAUGCCGAUAUCUCUGAACCUUCUUAA